GGGGCAGGCCAAGCAAAUCUUUUGUCCGGGGCGGCGCUGAGCCAGCAGGGUGCCUCGCAGUAUAAACGCCACCGGCGGGGACCGCGGGGCGCACCAUGGCGCAGCGCUCGGGGAAGAUCACUCUCUAUGAGGGCAAGCACUUCACGGGGCGGAAGCUGGAGGUCUUUGGGGACUGUGACAACUUCCAGGAUCGAGGCUUUAUGAACCGAGUGAACUCCAUCCGAGUAGAGAGCGGAGCCUGGGUCUGCUUUGAUCACCCUGAUUUCCGGGGCCAGCAGUACAUCCUGGAACAUGGUGACUACCCUGACUUCUUCCGAUGGAAUGGCCACAACGACCACAUGGGCUCCUGUCGGCCUGUAGGAAUGCAUGGGGAACAUUUCCGCCUAGAAAUCUUUGAGGGCUGCAACUUCACGGGCCAGUGCCUGGAGUUGGUGGAAGACUGCCCCUUCCUCCAGAGCCGGGGCUGGGCCAAGAACUGUGUCAACGCCAUCAAAGUGUAUGGAGAUGGAGCGUGGGUCCUGUACGAGGAGCCCAACUACCGCGGCCGCAUGUACUUGGUGGAGAGGGGCGACUUCCGCAGCUUCUCCGACUGGGAGGCCCACAGCGCCCGCGUGCAGUCGCUCCGCAAAGUGGUCAACUUCUUCUAG
This is a messenger RNA of Otolemur garnettii (small-eared galago), 647 nucleotides long. It is a transcript of the gene CRYGN, whose product is annotated as crystallin gamma N. Lineage: Eukaryota; Metazoa; Chordata; Mammalia; Primates; Galagidae. The coding region runs from base 96 to 647 and encodes 183 amino acids. The transcript is spliced from 4 exons. Gene Ontology annotation, molecular function: structural constituent of eye lens. Gene Ontology annotation, biological process: lens development in camera-type eye; visual perception. The record is from RefSeq and is a predicted model, not a curated record.